AUGGAUUGGGUGCGAUCCGGACUAGUCCUUCUAGCUGGCGUCGCCGGUGCCAUAUACCUUUGGUUGGCGAAAAAUAAGGAAAAUACGCGACCGCAGCCUGCAGUCGGGCAGGGGCAUUCCACUAGCGAGUCGUCGCCAGAGAGGAAAAAGGAUCGUCCCCGACCGCCUCUCGAGAUAUUGUAUCCUGGGCCGACCGACUUCAGCAACGACGAUACUGAAAUUGACAUCGUUGCCGUACAUGGCCUCGGGUCAAACGUUGACUGGUCCUGGACAUGGAAGGACGACGAAAAGUGUAUCAACUGGCUUCGAGACCCCGGCAUGCUGCCUGCGAAGGUGCCCAAAUCGAGGAUUAUCGCGUACAACUACGAGUCGAGAUGGCAUGCGGACGCGCCGAAGACGCGCCUCCAGCUCUGCGGAGAGGAGCUCGUGCAUAGCCUACACUUGUUUCGCGACGGCGCCCCUGACCGGCCGAUUGUAUUCGUCGGCCAUAGCCUAGGUGGAAAUGUCAUCGUACAUGCCCUCCUGCACGCCCGCGACGAGGAGAAUUACAAGCACUUGCCGAUGGCGACUGUCGGUCUAGUCUUUCUGGGCACUCCUUUUCGGGGCACGAAGUGGCAACCCUUCGUCGAUUCCCUCGCGCAGCUUAUGGGAUCAGCAGGCUCGCACCGCGGUAUCACCAGGGAGCUCGGUUUCGACGGGCCUGAGCUAUUGGACAGGUUGCAUCGCUUCUGCCGGCUGCGCAAUAGUCUGUCCACACCCGUCUCCUGUUUCAGCGAACUCUACGAAACGGACUACGGGCGACGGCUUGGGGUUAGCGGAGUGGCAAAGGGAAUGAUCGUGGAAGAGGCGUCCGCUUGCAUCCCAGGCCUUGACAGAUAUGCCCUCCAGACGGAUCACCUGAAGAUAAAUAAAUAUCAAGGCCCAACCGACCGCUCAUUCGAGAGGGUCUCAGCUGUGAUCUCCGAAAUGUGCCGUGGUGCGAAGGAUGUCGUUCGACGUCGGCAUGAUCCAAGGGAAAUCGUUACCGAUAAUAGAAGCGCAUUGAAGCACAAGCCUGAGGCCGAAACCUGUCUCGUUGACCUCUUCGUGACCGACCCGCUCGAGGACAAAAUGAACUUGAAGCGCAAGAAAGGAGACCGCGCUCGCGGCACUUGCGAGUGGAUACUCGGCACAGAAGCUCUCACUGCUUGGCUUGGCCCCAGUCAGACGGAGCUCACGGAGAGCCAGGCGACCAAUGUUCUGUGGCUCCGUGGGUACCCGGGGACGGGAAAAUCCACCAUGGCUAUAUUCCUCACCGAGGCGCUGUCGGCGGCUUUCUCUGCCACAUACGGGAAAACCUUGGCUUACUUUUUCUGCGACUCCGGCUUCGGGACGCGGAAGACGGCCACGUCAGUCGUCAGAGGGCUUCUCCUCCAACUCGUCCAGCAACACCCGCAGCUUCUCGACUAUGUCUUGCCAAAGUACAACGAGCGCAGGGCGAAGCUGUUCGAAUCGUUCGACGCUCUCUGGACAAUAUUCAUGGCCGCGGCGGCGGACCAGCACACCGGUCAAAAAUACUGUAUCAUUGACGCCUUGGAUGAAUGUGAUCAAGAAUCGCAAAAGAUCCUGUUGCGACAGUUACAAGAAACCUUUCAGAGCCAGCAUGCCCCGUCAAACCUCCGGAUAUUGAUCACCAGUCGGCCGUAUCCCGAGAUCCGCGAAUACUUGGAAAUAUUUGCCAAUGAGGACUUGGCUUCCUUCCCCGAGGCAAAGCAAGAUAUUGAUCGAUGUAUCCAGGAAAGAGUGGCAAAUUUGGCCGAGAGGAAACGCUAUACAGACAAGGUUAAAGGACGAGUCGGCGACAUCCUCAGAGACAAGGCUGACGGAACUUUUCUCUGGGUUGGCUUAGCCUGCAACGAGCUCGAGGAUGUCCCUUCGAAGGACGCUAUCCCAGUCUUAGAGGGGAUGCCCAAAGGGCUUCAUUCGCUCUACAAGAGGCUUCUCCAUACAGCCCUUGAACGGGACACGGCCAAAGCCGAUGAUGUCCGACUAAUCCUGAGCUUCGUUGCUGUGUGUCUGCGUCCAUUAAGCGUCUUGGAACUCUCUGAAGCUUGCCAACUACACAUGAACGAAGACGACGCAGAGACCCGAGCCCAGUUCACGCGAGAGCACGUCGAGUCUUGUCGCCUGAUGGUCAUCAUCCAAGAUGAAAAAGUGCUCUUGUUGCAUCAGUCGGUGAAGGACUUUUUAGCCGAGGCUGGGGCCGAUCAUUUCAUCAACGAGCUCAAGGCACAUGCUCGCCUUGCCCAUCGCUGUGUUGAUCUUCUGAUCAAGGAAUUCCGAAAUCUUGGGAAUGGCAAGGAAGUGAUGACGCUCCUUCUCGACCGUCGGGGAGACCAGAUCACCAUCACGGACGAGGUGGUCAAGGCUGCGGCGGGAAAUUUCAGGAAUGGCAAGGAAGUGAUGGCGCUGCUUCUCGACCGGCGAGGAGACCAGAUCACCAUCACGGACGGGGUGGUCAAGGCUGCAGCAGGAAACGAAGAUGAAGGCAAGGAAGUGAUGGCGCUCCUUCUCGACCGGCGGGGAGACCAGAUCACCAUCACGGACGAGGUGGUCAAGGCUGCGGCGGGAAAUUCUUGGAAUGGCAAGGAAGUGAUGGCGCUGCUUCUCGACCAGCGAGGAGACCAGAUCACCAUCACGGACGAGGUGGUCAAGGCUGCGGCGGGAAAUUCUGGGAAUGGCAAGGAAGUGAUGGCGCUCCUUCUCGACCGGCGAGGAGACCAGAUCACCAUCACGGACGAAGUAGUGAAGGCUGCGGCAGGAAAUUUCGGGAAUGGCAAGGAAGUGAUGGCGCUCCUUCUCGACCGGCGGGGAGACCAGAUCACCAUCACGGACGAGGUGGUCAAGGCUGCGGCGGGAAAUUUCAGGAAUGGCAAGGAAGUGAUGGCGCUGCUUCUCAACCGGCGAGGAGAUCAGAUCACCAUCACGGACGAGGUGGUCAAGGCUGCGGCGGGAAAUUCUGGGAAUGGCAAGGAAGUGAUGACGCUCCUUCUCGACCGGCGGGGAGACCAGAUCACCAUCACGGACGAAGUAGUGAAGGCUGCGGCAGGAAACGAAGAUGAAGGCAAGAAAGUGAUGGCGCUCAUUCUCGACCGUCGGGGAGACCAGAUCACCAUCACGGACGAGGUGGUCAAGGCUGCGGCGGGAAAUUCAAGGAAUGGCAGGGAAGUAAUAGCGCUCCUUCUCGACCGGCAAAGAGACCAGAUCACCAUCACGGACGAGGUGGUCAAGGCUGCGGCGGGAAAUUCUGGGAAUGGCAAGGAAGUGAUGGCGCUCCUUCUCGACCGGCGGGGAGACCAGAUCACCAUCACGGACGAGGUGGUCAAGGCUGCGGCAGGAAACGAAGAUGAAGGCAAGAAAGUGAUGGCGCUCAUUCUCGACCAGCGAGGAGACCAGAUCACCAUCACGGACGAGGUGGUCAAGGCUGCGGCGGGAAAUUCUGGGAAUGGCAAGGAAGUGAUGGCGCUCCUUCUCGACCGGCGGGGAGACCAGAUCACCAUCACGGACGAGCGAGGAGACCAGAUCACCAUCACGGACGAGGUGGUCAAGGCUGCGGCGGGAAAUUCUGGGAAUGGCAAGGAAGUGAUGGCGCUCCUUCUCGACCGGCGAGGAGACCAGAUCACCAUCACGGACGAAGUAGUGAAGGCUGCGGCAGGAAAUUUCGGGAAUGGCAAGGAAGUGAUGGCGCUCCUUCUCGACCGGCGGGGAGACCAGAUCACCAUCACGGACGAGGUGGUCAAGGCUGCGGCGGGAAAUUUCAGGAAUGGCAAGGAAGUGAUGGCGCUGCUUCUCAACCGGCGAGGAGAUCAGAUCACCAUCACGGACGAGGUGGUCAAGGCUGCGGCAGGAAACGAAGAUGAAGGCAAGGAAGUGAUGGCGCUCAUUCUAGACCAGCGAGGAGACCAGAUCACCAUCACGGACGAGGUGGCGGAGGCCGCGGCAACAUGUGGUCAGCACGGAGUUCUCAACCUCUUAUCUCAGAAUGGUCUCGUCUCCGUUCGAGAGGAAUGGCGUUGUAUUGCAAACUUUUACAACGCCGCAACAGCAGGUCAAUUACCGGGAGAUCACCUCUGUUCUGGCCAUCUUGGUGUGGUAUGGAACGAAUUGUGA
Hirsutella rhossiliensis is the source of this 4149-nucleotide messenger RNA. Its product is annotated as NACHT domain-containing protein. The coding region runs from base 1 to 4149 and encodes 1382 amino acids. The transcript has 10 exons. The record is from RefSeq and is a predicted model, not a curated record. NCBI's taxonomy places the organism in Eukaryota, Fungi, Ascomycota, Sordariomycetes, Hypocreales, Ophiocordycipitaceae.